Messenger RNA from Brassica napus (rape), 1032 nucleotides. RefSeq lists its product as uncharacterized. The transcript is spliced from 4 exons. Lineage: Eukaryota; Viridiplantae; Streptophyta; Magnoliopsida; Brassicales; Brassicaceae. The coding region runs from base 405 to 896 and encodes 163 amino acids. The record is from RefSeq and is a predicted model, not a curated record.
AAGCUCAGUAGAAGUAAAGUGUAACAGGUCCUGUUUCUUAAUCUGUUCAUCCCUUUAGUCUUCUCCGCCGGAGGCAAUGCUAGGGUUUCAGUCUACUACGGCGCCGAUUGAUUGCUUUUACAGUUUCGAACGUUUCAUACUUCUUCUUCCUCCUGGUCCAGAAAUCAUUCGGUUACUGACUCAUUGCUAUUAAAUUCUUUCUUAACUCCAUCGUCACGAUCUAUCUUCAAUGCCACCUCUGCUCUUCGAAGGCGGUGGAGGUUCGACUAUAAAAAGUCCGGUAGAUGUUCUUCCACGGCUGAGGUUAGGUUAUUGUGUUCAGUGAUGCAACCUCCUUGAAGGUGUUGACUGAACCGAGUUCCCCGCUGCCUGAAGAAUGUUUCUGUUUUCGUAGUCGGAGUGAAAUGCUUGCUCUAGCAAACACCAGCUCUCAACUCUCGGACAUCAUUGGGGAGAUCACAGCGGUUAAGAGUUCCGUCAGUGACCUUCCGGGAGACAAAAAUCACUUGACGGCGACGCACAGACUCAUCCUUCACAUGUGUGCACUGCGACAAUACAUAUGCGGUUGGUACUCUCCGGUAUGUAACACACUGUAUUAUAUAGAUUAUGUUUCACCCUCACACGGAUACUUAACAGAGUUUAUCAAUUUCCCUGCAUCCGUUGAUAAUGGAGACAACGUGAAAAAGGGGGACGACAUACCAGUUGACAACACGGUUCCUGCUGAGGUUAAAACCGGGGGUAGCAGUCAGCAGGCAGCACCGGAUGCAACAGCAGUCCCAAAUGGUAAAGAACCACAGGAGCCUUCAGCCAAAGCAGCUCGCUUAAUGAUUUGGCAACAGAGUUACUUUAUCUCAAAAAAAUGCUUUUGCAUCAAUGUUGGUUUUGUUUUAAAUUAAGGAUGUUGUGUCUGCUUCUGGUUUUUUAUCUUCCUGAACAAUCUUUAUUUUCUGAAUUUCCUAUAAAAUUUAUGUUUGGUUCAAAGGUUUGUACGAUUAGUUUGAGUUUAUGCUAACCAUUAAUGUUUUCCUCGAA